Messenger RNA from Pungitius pungitius (ninespine stickleback), 3518 nucleotides. Its product is annotated as protein FAM124B. The record is from RefSeq and is a predicted model, not a curated record. Bases 645 to 2312 code for a protein of 555 amino acids. The transcript is spliced from 7 exons. Lineage: Eukaryota; Metazoa; Chordata; Actinopteri; Perciformes; Gasterosteidae. Gene Ontology annotation, cellular component: nucleoplasm.
CUUCGUGUGUUGGGGAUGUAUUUUUGGUUCAGAACACGGAGUGCACACAAUAAGGUAGCAUGCGUGUCGUCGGGACUGCAUUCGUUGUUGCUGCUCAAAUGCGUGAAGCUUUCUCGGGUCUUGUCAAGACCGAGUGUUUCCCAAAAGCGACCGUAAUGCUCUUAAUGAGGUAUUAACAAACAGCGUCUUUAGUUUUUAGGGUUUAGAGGCUGCACUUUUAAAUCCGUCCAGCCCGUCUGGAACCGUCCCCUUUGUCUUCCUAGUGUCGUUGGUCGCGUGCCAUCUGCUCCAUAUGUUCUUAUCGGCGGCUUUAGACCGAAAGCAGCACACAUUUACUUGUCCCUUUCGCCCUGCCUGCGUUCAUUCUAACAGGGGGGGGGCAUCUCCAGUUUUCGUUUUCUCCCUCAAAAACACGUGUUGACUUUUAUUCUAACAUAACGGUGUAUGGUUGCCCAGUGACGUCAGCGUCCCAGCAAGCGAGUCCCUCUUUUUUCUCCUUUCUUUUUUUUUUUUUGCUGGAGCGGACUGUGGAAAGAAAUCAAACGGGAUGCUUUCCCCCCUCAGACUGCACUUCUGCAAACAGCGCUCAAACUUUCUGAGUAGAUGGCUGCACCAAAUGUUAAAGAAAGUGUAGCUUCUGGAAGAUGUUCCGAAGAGCGGCGCUAUUGAAGGGACCCGACUAUGAAAACGUGGACUCCGGAGCUGAAACUGCCGAAUCUGACAGCAGCAGGAUGUCAUCAUCGGGCAUUCAGUGCAUGACCGGUCGGGUCAGGCAGCAGCAGCAGCAGCAGGAGUUUCUGCUAUUGAACUUACAUCUGCUGGCCAACCCUGGAGACUCACUGCUGUUGCAGCACACCCUGGACCGCCUCCUCCGCUGGCUCUGCCCAACUCUCCGUAUCUUCCAUGUGUCAGAGAGGGCCUCCCCAUUCAGAAGUUACACACGCCUUUGUUCUGUUGCAGGCUACCCUUCUCUGGCCAUCACCUUCUUUCUGCACGAGGCCUACGGAGAGGAGCGAAUCCUCAAAGUGCUGGACUUCUUUCAGCAUCCACCAUGGCAGUACCACCACACUGAGACCUGCGGCAACAGAACAGGAGGGAUCUACAUCACCUCCAGCAGCUCCCCCACCAACGCCAUGCUGCGGCCCUACCUCCUGCCCAGCCGAGAUUUCUAUAGCUUGGGUGCGGGCAUGCCCGUGUGGGGGGUUCGACCAGUCCACUGCGGAGGUGAAAUAUUGCGUGUGACAUUGUACAGUGCAUAUGACAACUACGAGGAUGCUGUGCGGCUCUAUGAGACGGUGCUGCAGCGACAGGCAGAGGAGCAAAAGACGGGCUUCUGCUGGUUCACUCUCCACACGGAGCCCGGGCUGAGCCUGCAGCUGGCUUUAAAACAGCUGUCACCGGGGGCUCGAGUGGAGCCAUGCGGCUCCGCUGUGCUGCAGUUUAGUGUGGAAGAAAUUGGCCAACUAGUCCCUCUGUUGCCCAACCCCUGCACCCCCAUCAGCAGCUCACGCUGGCAGACAGAAGACCUAGAUGGAAACAAGAUUCUCUUCCAGGUAAAAACCCCGGCUCAGCCUCAACGACCUCUGACCUGUGCUUUCCCCGUGACCUGCCCCAGCGUGUCCCCUCAAGGGACGCCGCUCAGGAGCUCGGUGCAGGGCCACAGCCUGUCGCCCUGCGCCCUCACAACUCCCCUGCCCUGGCAAACACACAAGCACAGCCACAGGCCGCGCGGCGACUCUGUCCCGGAGAAGCUCCAUGGACCGGAGAGCCAGGGAUCAGGGAGCUGCUGUAGCACCCCUCCAGGGAGCUCCUGCUACUCAUCACAGCGCAGCAGCCCAGCGCCACACUCAACUAGCAACCACCCCGACUCUCCCCUGCGCCCCUCCAUCACCCGUUCUCUCUCCCAUCUCCUCCUGGAAGAGGAGGAGGAGCCAGAGACUAACGUGGACACAGGAGCCCCCGUCUCACUGACGUCUGACACGGCGGCCCAAACAAUCGCCGGCUCUUCCUCCGUGGACCUUUUGACGAAUCGCCUCGCUGGGAGACCCGUGUCUGCUGGGGCUUCAGCUGUUGAGGGUCUGACCGAGGAGCUGGUCGAAUGUGGGCCAGGGACACACACGAACCCUGGGGUCGCCUCCAGGACAUGGGGCUCUGCUGGAGGUACGGACGCAGCCAGGAGGGCCUGGGACAGCAGCACUGUGGCAGCAGGACAAAGUCCCUCCAGAGGGCCGUUUGAGGGGAGCAGGACUACUGCGGAGCCGCUGUCAGCACACACCAACCACCAGGAGCCCGUCGAUGAGUUCUUCAUCUAAAUUCCUGCUACUAUGCCACAUGCUGGGGUGAGAAUCAUAAAAAACAUAUCACAUGGAGGGCUGCAACACAGGUUGGACAGGAUGCUGUGGAUGUGAAGUGCAGGAGGACACAUCUGUGUAGUGCGUCUAAAGAGAAAUCCUGUGGAAUACAGAGGAAACCAAAGCUCAGUUGCGGGGGACUCUGUCCACUCAGAAAUGUCUUUUAAUAGUUUCACUUGUUACAUACGUUUAAACGAUUCUUUAAACCAGAGAGUGGUACAAAAUAAUAAUAUUCUUGAAUUUCUAAAGUACUUUUAUAUUUAGAUCCAGCUACUUGUUUGUGCAGUUAUAGUGCUAAAAUGUAGUGCCGUGAAUUUCACAACAUGAAGGAAAAGUGUCACUGUCAGGGUGCUGAUGCCAUUUUAGGUUUGUUUCACAUUACUGAUGAUGAUCUCCGUGUGAAGGAUCUCUUUAAGGUUGCUGAAAUCUGAUUUUGUCUUAUUGCUCUUCACAGGCUUGAUGUAGUGAAAGUAGAGCCUCUGAUUACAUUUGUUAAAGAUGCACUUCGAAUUAUAUCUACUCUUUAUUUGUGUGUUAAAAUGUACUAGACUUAGGCCAAAUUACUGUGUUGACGAGGAUUGACGUUUUCUCACACAAUUAUGUUUAUCCUCUGGUAGCUUAGAGUUAAGAUUUUCUAAAUAACAACUAAGGAGAACAUUUCAACGUUUACAAAAAAAUCUUGUGAUAUAUGUUGUUUUUUUAAAGGAUAAUUUACCAUUAGUACAUAAGUGAGAUGUGUUAAACAGCCCGGACGUGUCCUAUGAACUCAGAAAUGUUCAUUCCAAAGCUGAGGGCUCAGCUGACAGAUUUAAGUCCAAACCUCACCGUGCAUUGAACCGAUCACUUACAGCAGAUGGUAGUCCAACACAACAUUUUUGCACAGUGCUCAUGUUCAUUGUAGUGAUUAUAGCUGUUUCGAGACCAAUCUGACAAAAGAGGAUAUAUUAUUGUAAAGGAUUUAAUCCACUCAGAUGAUCCAGCUGUGCAUAAUAGCCGGUUAUUGAUCAAAUGCGUAUGAUUUGAGGUUAACAGCCGGGUGCUGCAGGUGUACAUGGCAGCUAGCCGUUGUUAAUGUGUUUAAGGGCUUUCUGGAAAUGAGAGAAACUGGAACAAAGGCACGCAUGUGCAGUCAGGAAGCAUCAGCUGCGAGUGUCCUGGGUGUGUAAA